GGCAUAAAUGAUGAAUACGUGUGUUUAUUCAAAUUGAUAAGAUAUCGUAUAUCUAUCAUUUUUCAUUUUGAAAUGUUAACUUUUUCUUCACAGUUGUAUUUUUAAUGUACUUGUCAAGGAAAUAAUAUAACCUCAUUAUUAAUAAAUUCUGUUGGAUAAAUUUUAAAUUCCGCUUUCUAAACGACGUCAUCCAGAACGGAAAUUUUUUUAAUUUGUAUUUUCACUUGCUACAUCAAAGUCAAUUCGAUUAACAAGUAACUUAUAUUGUUUAUGUACAUGUGUGUUUGUGUUUAUAUGUGUAUAUAUAUAUACACACAGUAUAAACAUAUAUAUGCAUAUAUAAACAUAUAUAUAUGUAUGUGUAUUGUAUCUACGUCACUGCAUUCGAUGUAUCGUAACCAUGACUACGGGAUAGAUGAAAAAGAAGACAUCACGUAUAAAAUGUAGAUGUAGUAGUAUGUAAAAUAUACGUACACGAAUCAGUAUUACGACAUUUUGCAUAAAACAGUUGUUAAUGUCAAGGAUAAUAAUAUUUGUCAAAGUUUUCACCAGAUUUUUAAGAGUACGACACUGUAGCCACCUUUUAAACGGAAAUAAUACACGAAUAAACUUACGCAAUUACCAAUCGUGGUCUUUGACCCUGAAUCUAACCUGUGCACGUGUUGCGUCGUGUGAUAAAAACACGAUUUUGGCAUGAAACUAUCUUCCUUCAUCGAUUGCCAAGAAUCGAAUUGUGACACUGCUAAAAAUUGAUUGAUGAAAAUCCAAAAUAAUUCUGACGGCGAAUAUCGAAAUAUAUUAAUGAAAGAAUAAAAUUAUUAAAACGACAAAUAUGGAGAACAACGAGGAUAAGAUAUUAGAUGAGGAACAAUGGAAGCUGGAAGCACAGGCUGUCAUCAACGAUAUCAAGAAUCACGUGAACGACGUAAAAUUAUCCGACAGAUUGUGCAGUACGAAUCGAGUUAUCUAUCUCAAUUUAACAACAUUGGAGAAUUCAAAAUUUUGCAUUGAAUUAUCCAGUGCAGGUUUUACAAUCGUUGGAAACGAACACGACGACACUUCCAAUAAGGGAAAUGAAUAUUUUGAAACGCCAUACAGUUUAUUGAAUUUCACAAGUCCACAAUAUAGGGAUUCAUUCGGCAAUUUGUUGUUAGAAAAAUUAAACAAAUUGAAUCAAGAAUAAAAUGAAUGAUAUUUUUAAAAAAAAUAUAUAUAUUUAUCUAUAUUAUAUAGUUCUGUUCGAUUUUAUCUUCUAAUGAUUUACGGUUUUUUCUUUUUUUUUUUUUUUUUUUUUCCAGUAAAAUAAGAUAAUUAUAUAUGAAAAUAAUAUGUUACGUGACGUGAUCAGAAACGCUACUUCUAGAAAACGAAGCAUGCGGAAUCUAUAAAAAAAAAAAAAAGAAAAAAUGGCGUUUGUCCUCGAAAAUCGACAAAGUUCGUGCGACGUACAAGGACAGUACCGUAAUUAUUACGUUAAUUAUACAAUACGGUUUCCAUUGAAAUGAUAUAUCUUGUAAAACAAAACACUGGUAUCUUUGUUAGUUGUGUAUCAUAAAGAUAAUAUUCCAUGAAUUCUAACGAA
This is a messenger RNA of Vespa crabro (European hornet), 1582 nucleotides long. RefSeq names its product GSK3-beta interaction protein. The transcript has a single exon. Gene Ontology annotation, cellular component: cytoplasm. Gene Ontology annotation, biological process: regulation of canonical Wnt signaling pathway. NCBI's taxonomy places the organism in Eukaryota, Metazoa, Arthropoda, Insecta, Hymenoptera, Vespidae. The coding region runs from base 833 to 1183 and encodes 116 amino acids. The record is from RefSeq and is a predicted model, not a curated record. Gene Ontology annotation, molecular function: kinase regulator activity; protein kinase A binding.